UUCAAAGUAUAUGGUGAGAGCAGCAGUGACACAAUGAUCACCUGAAACUGAAGCUAACUGGAUACAUAAACAUUAGAUGUUAAACUAGCAAGAAAUGAGCACGCACACUGGCGUUAGGUGAGCACGUCACAAUGAUUGGCAUGUGGGACCACCAAGAUGAUCCGACCGGAACGUGAAGCCGAGAGAAGAUCGUCCACUAAAUCUUUAAGCUUCAGGUGGUUCUGACCCCACCACUGGACCGGCCCAGUCCACCUUCAGCCUGUCUGCAGAUCCUGGAUUGGACCAAUGACUGUGGUAUCGUCCACAGACUUCACAGGCACUUUUGUGGAGGUGGCUUCAUGCUCGCUGACUUUGUGGAAACUCGCUUUCGGCGCUCGGGUGGGAUGUGAGAUAGAGACGGCGUUUACAGUUUUGCUUGGACCCUCGAGAACAGCCAGCAGCCAGAGCUUCUUUGACCACAAAGAUGAACUCCACUGCGACCCAGCCCCAACCGUUCACCUCCAUGAACGCCACAAACUCCACAUCGAGCACCCAAGAGCGAUCCCCAGAUUUUCAAGUCACCCUCCUGGUCAUCUACUCAAUAGUUUUCCUGUGCGGCACCGUCAGCCUGAGCCUGAUGAUGCACAUCCUGAAGUCCAGCGCCGCCUCCGCCACCUCCAUUACCGUGUUCAAUUUAAUUUUUGCCCACUUCAUCUUCCUCCUGACCGUGCCCUUCAGGCUUUACUACUACGCCACCAGCAAGUGGACCCUGGGCCUCGAAUGGUGUAAGGUGGUGAGCAGCAUGAUCCACAUCCACAUGUACAUGUCCUUUCUGCUCUACAUGAUCAUCCUCAUCACCCGCCUGUGGCCGCACUACUGCAGAAUCAGGCAGGUGGAGGCCUUGGGCCGAAUGCACGCGCUCGUCGGCAGCGUAGCGAUGUGGGUGAUCGUGCUCAUCGUGACCCCCUGCGUCAUCUUUUUUCAUUACGGCAAAAGAACGCAGGACGACAAUUCCACGCAUUGCUUCAGAUUUGCAGAAAGCAUGACGUCUGCCAAAGUGCUGAACUACAUACUGAGCACGAUGGUGAUAGUGGUGGCGGUUUUGUUGACGGCCCUACAGGCCAACGUCCUGUGGGUUUUAUACAGCAAGGAUCGCCAGGGAUGCACCUUUCAGCAAGACUUCGGGGCCCAGAUGAAGAGCCUCUGCUUCACGCUGAUCAUGCUGGUCUGCUUCGUUCCCUACCACAUUUUCAGGCUCUACUACAUCGGGCACCCUCGUCUGGAAAAUGUCAACGAGGUCUUGCUGAGCCUGACCACGUUCAACUGUUUGGACAUGCUCACUUUCUUGGGGAAGAGAACGUUUUAUUUAUGCUUUAGAAGAAGGUCUGUGUGAACAAAGUCUCUGCGGUUAACUGUGGAUGCGCGUGCCGGAGACAAACUGAUACAAAGUCAACAUGUGUUGUUGCUAUUUAAUGUUUUUUUUUUUGUGGUCGUAUUUUUUUUUUUUCUUAUCAAAAAUAAUUUGUAAGAUUUAUUUAAUGCCAAAAUACGAUCCUCUGUCUUACAUUAAUGUGUCACAAAUCUUAUGCCAUGUGAUGAUGUCCUUUUUCUAAAUUAUUAUUUUAAUGUUGCUUGAUAGCUGUGGCAAAGGAAGGCUAUUCCCAGUUAGCUGUGUUUAUGAAAAAAAAGCAGAAAUGUAUGAACUUUGUUGGAAAAAAUUAAAUGCUGUCAAAAAACAAA
This is a messenger RNA of Fundulus heteroclitus (mummichog), 1719 nucleotides long. It is a transcript of the gene gpr141, whose product is annotated as probable G-protein coupled receptor 141. Gene Ontology annotation, biological process: G protein-coupled receptor signaling pathway. Gene Ontology annotation, cellular component: membrane. Gene Ontology annotation, molecular function: oxysterol binding; G protein-coupled receptor activity. The record is from RefSeq and is a predicted model, not a curated record. NCBI's taxonomy places the organism in Eukaryota, Metazoa, Chordata, Actinopteri, Cyprinodontiformes, Fundulidae.